GUGACGCAUUUCGCGACAGUUUGCGUCCAGAAAUGUUUGUUUUUAUUUAUAUUUUUUCCUUAUUAAUGUUCAGUUUAUUGGGUUUUUUUACUUCAAGAAUUUUGUAAUUUUUAUGUUUUCUCUAAAAAAAAUAAAAACAAAAAUAGAGGAGAGACGGAAACGCGUCAGUCACGUCACAGAGACAGUCGCGCGAAAACACAAACACGAUUAACUUCCGAGUGCGAGCUAAGUGGCUACACGGACUCGGAUUUGGUUAAUUUUUUUUGACUGAAUUUACAGAAAUCAACCGAUCUGUAGCGAUGAGUGUGGUGAAGGCAGAAGACGUGAAGAGAGGGAUCGCUGUGAUUUGGGAGAACCUGCAGUGUCCGAUAUGUUUGGAUUUGAUGAGUGAACCCGUUUCGACCCAGUGUGACCACCAGUUCUGCAAGUUCUGCAUGACCAAACUGCUGGAGCGGAAUAAGAGGAAGGAAACCAGCUGCCCCGUGUGUAAGACGAAGGUCACCAAGAGGAGUCUGCAGGAAAGUCCAGGUUUCCAGAAACUGGUAGAAGGCCUCCGAAAUUUAGUCUGUUCAUACGAAAUUGAUACGCGAACAAACUAUUUCACUGGCUUGCCACAGAGGAGACAUGGCGCUAGUGUUGAGACAGAGUCCAGAGAUCAGCAGGGCAGUGGAGAGAAUACGACCUCCGAGGGCAAUGUGACUGAGAAAGAAGCGACUAUUUCCUCUACAGCAGCAGCUAAAGAUGCUUUUGCAAAACUCAUGAGUCUUGAGGAUUCAUGUCCUGCCACUUUAGUAAAAGAUCGCUCAGACAGCAGUCUUGCUGAUUUGCCACAAAAGUCUGAAACAAACCUUGCCGUUCCUGAAGACGUUCUACCGAGAACAGAAGCCAGCGAUUCACCAACACAGCAGGAUGUUGCUCCAUAUGAAGUAAAACAUUCCUGCAGACGAUCUAAAAGGCUUUGCUUGGAUCCAGACAGAAUUAUGGAUAAGCGAGAGAAGAAAAGUGUGCAGAAAGUGUCUGAGUGGUUGCUGAAGAUUUCUCCGGUUUCUGACGCCCAAGCUGAAGGCAGUGCUGAAGGAGAUUUUCCGAAGUUCACAGACAGCGAUGCUGAAAAGGAGAGUACAGCUUCAGGUGUGUCAACGGAGAUCAAUGAUUCUGCUCACGGUAAAGCUGACAUGAGUCCUGUAAGGGAAGUGCCAUGUAGAGGUCUGGAAGAACAAGUGUUUGGGGCGGUGUAUAAACGAGAGCGCAAAGUUAUCAAGAAUAAAGUUGCCAAAAGUUUCUCUCCUGCACAAGCGAUUGCUCCUGUUGUUUGUUAUGGAAAUCUGUCGGAAAAGGCUGAAAAGGUCGAGAUACCCCAGAGGAGGUCAAGCCGUAGGUUGAAUUCAGCUGACUUCAUUAGGAAGACAUCAAAUAAAGAUACAGAAGAUGGAUUAGCUCAAGAGGAAGUUGAUGAAGGAAACAAACAAGAAAACGGCAACACGCCGUUAAGGUCCUCAGGCAAGCAGGAAAGGGUGCAGAGUGGUCCUGAUAAAAAUGCUAAAAAUGAACUUACUGCAGAUAGUCCAGCAUUUGCAGUACCUCUGAAGAAAAGAGGGCGGAGAUCAAAGAUGCAGGAGGUUUGGCAAGAUGUGGACUGUGAAUUGACUGAAAACGAAAACAACACCGACAACAAGAAAGAUCGGAAGAGACGGAGCACUCGUAGCACUCAUGACACUACUAAAGAUCACAAUUUGGAGAAAUGCAAAAAUGCCAAAUAUGCCAAGUCCCUUGCUCUAGUAAGUGCUGGAGCUGAAAUUGUUGAGCUGAGUAAGGUCCCAAGUAAUCUUAAUUUAAUCGAGACAGAAGUUAAUAUUGAAAGUUAUCCUAGUAGUGCAGAGAUGAAGUCUCCUGAUGCUCGGAAAACCAGACGAAGCCUAAGGCUGCAGGAGUUCACUGCGGAGGUUCAAGGUCUUCCGAGAAGAAGACGAUCUAAACAAGCUCACCCAAAACCUGCUGACGGACCUGAAAAUAAUCCAUCUGCUAAUUUGGAUGAGCAAAGUGCCAAGACUGCUUAUCUUGGUACAAGUCAUAUUAAUGAUUCUCAGAGCAAAAAACCAGAAUGGUCCAUGAUGAGAAAUGGUUGUGUUUACAAUGAUAACUUUGAAAACAUUGAAAUCAUGCAGUCCAGUGAGGAUGUGGCUGCUCUGUCUAUAGCUGAAGAAAAUUCGCACUUUUCUGUUGUCCCAGACUCUGUGGAUCGAGAUAAACACAUUCUCCCUUGUUCUACCAAAGCUGCAAACUUGACAAGUCCCUUAGCAGCUCUGGUUCCAGAAUCUUUACCACAGAAAUAUCAGAAAUCACCAUCUACAAAAACACUGUCCCUUGCUGUUGAGCACAAAGUUACUGAGCAAGAUGACGAUACCAAUGAUAGUGAACUUGACACAGAGCAACUCAUGAAGACCUUCAAAGCGACCAAGAGAAAAUCCUUCUACCUGGGUAGUCCCAGAACUUCACACUCCAGAACCCAAGAGAAAUCCCUGACUCAGAUUUUAGAGGAAGACAAGCAAGAGAAUGUAGAUUUAACAGAGAUACGAGGGAUCUCUCUGAACAUUGAUCAAGUACUGCCCCCAAAUCCAUCUGAGGUAUCAGCUCAUGAGAUAAUGUCUCAAAACUCUCAAAGUGGUAUUGCAGAUGUUGCAAGUGUCAGUCUUCUUCAGGUAAAAUCACCCACUCUUCCAAAGGACACCCAGAAACACAAUUCGAUCAGAACCUCAGCUGCCAGUGACAAACCUGAGAUGGUUGCAAAUUCUCAAGAUUACUCAAGAUCUCAAGAUUCCAGGCCUUCUGUCAAGGUUGACCGUGCAAAUUCUGUCCAACUUUUCUCUACAAGCCCGACCGAAAAGGAAACACAAAUCUCUCAUAACAAGGACUCAACAAAGUCUCCAAAUUCUUCAGAAAUUCAAGGUUGCAAAGUCUCCAGCAUUCCAUUGGGACCCUUGACAAGCUCUGAAACUCAGUGUAAUAAUUUUGAGUCCUCAGUCACCCCAGAUGGCCUUGUACCAAAUGCUCCUGAGGCUCAGCUAACAGAACCUGAAACCACUCAGAACUUGGAUAAGCUGGAUGAAGGAGAAUUUAAUUCUCAGCCAUGUUUGCGGAAGAAGAGGAAGCCCCAGAGACUGGAGUCUUCAGAUUCUGAAUCCAGUGUUGAGGAUGAUGACCUGCCUCCACUCGCCCAAAUAUUUAAAGAUCCAGUGAAAAACUCUUUAAACCAAAAUGGGCUUCAAGUUGAAGACCAAAACACAAUGGCAGGUUUAGUCCCAGCAAGUCAGGAUAGUCACUCUCACAGCGAACCAGAAGGUCGGUCAAAUUCUUCAAGCCAGUGCGUUGCCCCUUACCAGAAACAGAAAUCUCUUCAAGAUGUAAAUUCUAAUGAUGUACGAGAUGGUGGUAUUUCUGAACCUGCUUGCAUGGAUGAGUGGAUUACUUCUAGUCAGGGAUCUGUGGAUCUGUUUGGGACACCACGAGAAUCUGAAGACGCAGCUGGGGGUGCCGAAGACGUAGCUGGGGGUGCCAAAGACGUAGCUGGGGGUCCCGAAGACAUAGCUAGGGGUGCCGAGGACGUAGCUGGGGGUGCCGAAGACGUAGCUUGUGGCAAAACAGGGCAUUCCAUCGAGUCAUCUCAAUGCAUGAGUGAGAUUAUUACCACUCAGCAGAGAGACGAGAUGCAGCAGGAGUUGCACAGGUUGGAGAGAAUGAUGGCUUUAGUGACUGAAGCUCUCCAGAAGAAAGGUGGAGACGUGGACGAUACAAAUAAGAUGGAGGAUGUCAAUCAGCACCCGGGUAUAAGCACAGGGCCGCGGAGAAGUCAGCGAUCCUGUAAACGUGGAAGGCAGAUGUCUCAGAGAUCAGAGGUCAAAGGUCAGCGUGCUGCAGCUGAGGAUCCGACCAUCGAUGCGAUGGACGAGAAGAAGCUGAACGAGCUGAAGGGAGAAACCCUGGGAUGUAAAACAGAUAGCGGAGCCAGAACGCAGCUGGUGGCGUCGGGGCUUAGUGCUGCUGAACAGGCCCUGUUGAAGAAAUUUGCAAGGAAGAUGAAGGCUGGUAUAAGCAGUCAUGUCACUCCCACUACAACUCACAUCAUCAUCAAGACAGAUAGAGACUUGGUGUGUGAGCGAACGCUGAAGUACUUCCAGGGAAUCGCUGGCAGGAAGUGGGUGGUGAGCUUCCUGUGGAUCUCCGAGUGCUUCAAUCAUGGCAAACUUUUGGCUGAAAAUCCGUACGAGGUUUGCGGUGACGUUGUUAAUGGACGCGACCACAAAGGACCCCAAAAAGCCCGAACCGCUCCGGAUAAUAACCUGCUGAUGAAAGGAUGUGAGAUCUGCUUCCAGGGUUCCUUCACAGAUAUGACCACAGAUCAGAUGGAGGUCAUGGUGGAGUUGUGUGGUGCUACAGUGGUGAAAGAUCCACUGAUGUUCUCCAGAAAGAAUAUCUGUCAUCAGCUGGUGGUGGUUCAGCCCGACCCUGAUGACUCUCAGUCGUAUUACGCAGCUCUACAGAGAAAAGCCACUGUAGUGACUCGGAGUUGGUUGUUAGAUUCUGUUGCCACGUACACGCUCCAAAAUCCACGUGAUUAUAAACCGUGAUGAUGAUGAGGAUGAUGUUUAUCUUUUUCUUCUCUUUCUCUCUGCUUGUUUUUUAAACAUCUCCUCUCCUUACCUGCACUUUACUUGCACAGAGCUCUGUUCAUCACUACGUUUCUUUUCACUUUACUUUACUUUACUUUACUUACAGUUUUAACGUGUAUGCUGUAAAUAAGAUUUUCUCCGUGUACAUUUCAGUAUAAAACUUUCAACAGGU
Molecule: messenger RNA, 4839 nt
Organism: Tachysurus fulvidraco (yellow catfish)
Lineage: Eukaryota; Metazoa; Chordata; Actinopteri; Siluriformes; Bagridae
Product: BRCA1 DNA repair associated
Exons: 20
Coding region: 300-4625 (1441 amino acids)
Biological process (GO): double-strand break repair via homologous recombination; chordate embryonic development; dosage compensation by inactivation of X chromosome
Cellular component (GO): BRCA1-BARD1 complex; plasma membrane; BRCA1-A complex
Molecular function (GO): ubiquitin-protein transferase activity; metal ion binding
Source: RefSeq, a predicted model, not a curated record